AUGGAAUAUCCAGAAUUGGCAGCUGGAGGAGGAUCAGGAUAUGUUCUUUCAAGUACCUCCCACAAACCAGAUUAUUACAUUUAUUCAGAAGAUGACUAUAUGAGUGAUACUAAAUUAACAAAAGGUCUUCAAGAAGGCAACGGGAAAGCCAAAAUCACUUUAUUAGAAUUAUUUGAAGAAGAAGAAAUCAAAGAGUCUCCUUGCCAUAACUACAUACAACAACGUUUCUCAAUAAGAAAGAGAUAA
This is a messenger RNA of Trichomonas vaginalis G3, 246 nucleotides long. Its product is annotated as glycine-rich protein family. The transcript has a single exon. NCBI's taxonomy places the organism in Eukaryota, Parabasalia, Trichomonadida, Trichomonadidae. Bases 1 to 246 code for a protein of 81 amino acids. The record is from RefSeq and is a predicted model, not a curated record.